GAGGGCCCUGGCAGAUGUGGGGUCUAGAAGAGGACAGGAGUUAUCAGGGCCUCCGGCCAUUGUGCUGGGCCUUUGCCUGUACAAUUGUUUCUCAAGCAGUUGUGUCCCUGUGGCUUUGGUGGGCCUGUGUGCACUUUCUCCCUCCACCUGGAGCAUGGGCUGACACCGGAAGAAAGGAAAAGACAGAGUCAGACAGGGAGCCUGGGGAGGGGCCAUGGUGCCAAUGCACUUACUGGGGAGACUGGAGAAGCCGCUUCUCCUCCUGUGCUGCGCCUCCUUCCUACUGGGGCUGGCUUUGCUGGGCAUAAAGACGGACAUCACCCCUGUUGCUUAUUUCUUUCUCACAUUGGGUGGCUUCUUCUUGUUUACCUAUCUCCUGGUCCGGUUUCUGGAAUGGGGGCUUCGGUCCCAGCUCCAAUCAAUGCAGACUGAGAGCCCAGGGCCCUCAGGCAAUGCACGGGACAAUGAAGCCUUUGAAGUGCCAGUCUAUGAAGAGGCCGUGGUGGGACUACAAUCCCAGUGCUGCCCCCAAGAGUUGGACCAACCACCCCCAUACAGCACUGUUGUGAUACCCCCAGCACCUGAGGAGGAACAACCUAGCCAUCCAGAGGGGUCCAGGAGAGCCGAACUGGAACAGAGGCGAAUGGCCUCAGAGGGGUCUAUGGCCCAGGAAGGAAGCCCUGGAAGAGCUCCAAUCAACCUUCGGCUUCGGGGACCACGGGCUGUGUCCACUGCUCCUGAUCUGCAGAGCUUGGGGGCACUCCCCAGAUUAGAGCCUCUGACUCCACCCCCUGCCUAUGAUGUCUGCUUUGGUCACCCUGAUGAUGAUAGUGUUUUUUAUGAAGACAACUGGGCACCCCCUUAAAUGACUCUCCCAAGAUUUCUCUUCUCUCCACACCAGACCUCGUUCAUUUGACUAACAUUUUCCAGUGCCUACUAUGUGUCACAAACAGUGUUUCUGCCUGGACAUCAUAAAUGGGGACUUGGACCCUGAGGAGAGUCAGGCCACGGUAAGCCCUUCCCAGCUGAGAUAUGGGUGGCAUAAUUUGAGUCUUCUGGCAACAUUUGGUGACCUACCCCAUAUGCAAUAUUCCCAGCGUUAGAUUGAGGAUGAGGUAGGGAGGUGAUCCAGAGAAGGUGGAGAAGGAAGAAGUAACCUCUGAGUGGCAGCUAUUGCUUCUGUUCCAGGUGCUGUUCAAGCUGUUAGAUCCCUUAGGCUUGCCAGCUUUGUGAGUUAUUAUUGAAAAAUGAGGAUUUCAAGAGUCAGAGGAGUUUGAUAACGUGCACGAGGGCACACUGCUAGUAAAUAACAUUAAAAUAACUGGAAUGAACUCCUGAUUCCAAAGCCUAUUGUGUUUUCAACACAAGGUAAUAGGAAGCCAAGCCACUUGCAUGUCUCCCAAUCCCUGUCUAGGGACAGCUGCUGGUGCAGGAUGGAAGACUUCCUAUAAACAGAAUGGGCGACCAAUUGUGUCUACAGAGGGGGUGGGCUAAGCAUGGGCACCAUGUCCCCAGCCUCCUGGACGAGCAAAGUCAGUCAAAGCUCUGGCGAUCCCUGCUCCGCGUGCGUAGCAGCGUCUGUGCCUCUCCUGCCCAGGGGCUAGAGAGCAGUCUCCAGUGCAGGGUCCCCAUCCUAUCUGAAAACAGUGGAGUCAGUGGCCCCAGGUGGAGGGACUUCCAGUUUUAACAGUGGGUUGGUAUGAAGGCCAGAAGGAGUGAACCGUGAGCUUUCUGGCGAGGAGACUCCCUCUUGAAUCAUCCAUAUGUAGCCCCGGGGCCACUUGCGAAGAGUCUCUAACAGCUUCUGCCUCACUCCUGCGCUCUGACCGCUAGGCUUUCACCCCAGCCGCCGGUCCUGAUUCCUGAGAUCCCAAUAUUGAGCACCAGGUUUCCUGGAAUUGUGUGCUGCGGCUGUGAUGUAGGUUUCGGCCGCUGGAAGCUGCUAAACCAUAGCUGACGCCCCCUCCUAAGCCAGCCUUCCUUCCCCGCGCGGGCAUCUGUCCAGGGCCUUGUCGCGCUCUCAGUCUCCUUCGCAGCCUGGCCCCGACCGUUCAACUUCAAUAAAGCAAAACUCCAGCCAC
Molecule: messenger RNA, 2081 nt
Organism: Symphalangus syndactylus (siamang)
Lineage: Eukaryota; Metazoa; Chordata; Mammalia; Primates; Hylobatidae
Gene: TMEM139
Product: transmembrane protein 139
Source: RefSeq, a predicted model, not a curated record